UAGCAGCAACGCCGUGCGGGUGCGGCGUGCGCCCGCGUGCCCGUGCUCGUGCUGUACCCCUCUAUAUAAUCCCUCGCAUGCAGCGCCUAGCCACUAGCCAGCGCUCCACCGACGCCGCCGCGCGCACGCACGUACGUACGCCGCCCGACAACGACGACGACACGCCCGGUGAAGCGGCAUACGGAUACAGUGCGCGCCGCGCGGCAUGGGGGUGACCACCGCCGGUGAAGCGGCCUGCAAGUCCCCGGCGGUGCGGGCCUCGGUCAUCGUCAGGCUCAACGCCGCGUUCCUCGCCUUCUUCCUCUUCGCCUACCUGGCGCUCCUCCUCCACCCCAAGUACUCGGACAUCCUCGACCGCGGCGCCACCUCCCUCGUCCGCUGCACCUUCCGCGACUCCUGCCCACCGCCGGCGCCGUCGUCGUCGUCGUCGACCCAGCUCUCACGGAAGCUGGGAGGCGUGGCGGCGAACAAGGUGGCGGCGGCGGCGGAGCGCAUCGUGAUCGUGAACGCGGGGCGCGCGCCGGCCAUGUUCGACGACCUCCGUGGCCGUCUUCGGAUGGGCCUGGUGAACAUCGGGCGCGACGAGGUGGUGGCGCUGGGCGUGGAGGGCGACGCGGUGCGCGUGGACUUCGACCGCGUCUCCGAGACGUUCCGGUGGUCGGACCUGUUCCCGGAGUGGAUCGACGAGGAGGAGGACGACGAGGGCCCGUCCUGCCCGGAGCUCCCCAUGCCGGACUGGUCCCGGUACGGCGACGUGGACGUGGUGGUGGCGUCGCUGCCGUGCAACCGCAGCGCGACCGGGUGGAACCGCGACGUGUUCAGGCUGCAGGUGCACCUGGUGGCGGCGCAGGUGGCGGCACGGAAGGGCCGGCGCAACGGGGCCGGCGCCGGGGCCGUGCGCGUGGUGCUGCGGAGCCAGUGCGAGCCCAUGAUGGACCUGUUCCGCUGCGACGAGGCGGUGGGACGGGAGGGGGACUGGUACAUGUACAGAGUCGACGUGCAGCGCCUGGAGGAGAAGCUCCGCCUGCCCGUGGGCUCCUGCAACCUCGCCAUGCCGCUCUGGGGAGCAGGAGGGAUCCAGGAGGUGUUCAACGCGUCGUCGGAGCUGGCGACGUCGCCGUCGUGGUCGGGCGGGCGUCCCCGGCGUGAGGCGUACGCGACGGUGCUGCACUCGUCGGACACGUACCUGUGCGGCGCGAUCGUGCUGGCGCAGAGCAUCCGGCGCUCGGGGUCCACCCGGGACCUGAUCCUCCUCCACGACCACACGGUGUCGAAGCCGGCGCUCCGGGCGCUGACGGCGGCCGGGUGGACGCCUCGCCGGAUCAAGCGGAUCCGCAACCCGCGCGCGGCGCGGGGCACCUACAACGAGUACAACUACAGCAAGUUCCGGCUGUGGCAGCUGACCGACUACGACCGCGUGGUGUUCGUGGACGCCGACAUCCUGGUGCUCCGCAGCCUGGACGCGCUGUUCGCGUUCCCGCAGCUCACGGCGGUGGGCAACGACGGGUCCCUCUUCAACUCCGGUGUGAUGGUGAUCGAGCCGUCGGCGUGCACGUUCGACGCGCUGAUCCGGGACCGCCGGACCAUCCGGUCGUACAACGGCGGCGACCAGGGGUUCCUGAACGAGGUGUUCGUGUGGUGGCACCGGCUGCCGCGGCGGGUGAACUACCUCAAGAACUUCUGGGCAAACACCACCGGGGAGCGCGCGCUCAAGGAGCGGAUGUUCCGGGCGGACCCGGCCGAGGUGUGGUCCAUCCACUACCUGGGGAUGAAGCCAUGGACGUGCUACAGGGACUACGACUGCAACUGGAACGUGGCGGACCAGCGGGUGUACGCCAGCGACGAGGCGCACAGGCGCUGGUGGCAGGUGUACGACCAGAUGGGGGAGACCAUGCGCGGGCCAUGCCGCCUCUCCGAGCGGAGGAAGGUGGAGAUCGCAUGGGACAGGCACGUCGCCGAGGAGGUCGGGUACGCCGACCAGCACUGGAAGAUCAACAUCACGGACCCAAGGAAAUGGGACUGAUCCACUUUAUUUCGUUCUUGUCUCUCAUGUAUAAUGAUGAUGAUGAUCGACUACGUACCUCCAUCGCGCCUGCUGGUACAUACGCGUACACGUCGUAGCUGAGAGCGAGAUAGCUAGGCACCUCAUCGAGCUCCAUCGUUUCGCCACAUUUUGUUGGUUCGUGGGUUACUUUAAUUUUUCGCUCAUUGUUCAUACUUACACACACAUGAAGGGGCCAGCCGGCCAGGGGAGUAUGCACAGCUUAAUUGGAUUGGUUGGUUUCUCAUUGGUGGAAUAAUGAAUAAGCUCAGUUCGAGUUUCGAGCUAGGUGUGGUCGUGUCAAGUCAGAUGUCUGCAAAACUGUACCUAGGAUCAAAUUUGGGUAGGGCUAAAUCAUUGGACUUGGCCAUGCGCCUUCUUUGAGGUUCAACUUCCAGUGUCUUUUCUCUGUAAUCUUCUUGGUUAUGUUUUUUUAAUAAAUUUUCAGUAGAGGUC
Messenger RNA from Sorghum bicolor (sorghum), 2497 nucleotides. Its product is annotated as UDP-glucuronate:xylan alpha-glucuronosyltransferase 2. Gene Ontology annotation, molecular function: glycosyltransferase activity. The record is from RefSeq and is a predicted model, not a curated record. The coding region runs from base 206 to 2023 and encodes 605 amino acids. Gene Ontology annotation, biological process: xylan biosynthetic process. NCBI's taxonomy places the organism in Eukaryota, Viridiplantae, Streptophyta, Magnoliopsida, Poales, Poaceae. The transcript has 3 exons.